AUCCACCUGUCAAAUCUGUCAAGUCAAGUGUCAAACUCUCUAGGUGUGGUACGGAUACUCUAAAUAUUAAUAAAAUUCUUUAUAAUGUCGGCUACAUUGAAGCCUUAUUUAACAGCAGUGCGCCACACGCUAACGGCGGCGAUGUGUUUAGAGCAUUUCUCGUCGCAAGUCGUAGAGAGGUACAACAAACCAGAGGUCGAGGUUAGAACUAGCAAAGAGCUACUUCUGAAUCCAGUGAUAAUUUCUCGUAACGCCAAUGAGAAAGUGUUGAUCGAGUCGUCGAUAAACUCUAUAAGAGUUAGCAUAAUGAUCAAGCAAGCUGACGAGAUUGAAAAGAUUCUGUGUAAGAAAUUCAUGCGGUUUAUGAUGAUGAGGGCGGAAAACUUUAUCGUACUGAGGCGGAAACCGGUGGACGGGUACCAUAUCAGUUUCCUAAUAACGAAUUUCCACACCGAGCAGAUGUUUAAGCACAAGCUGGUGGACUUUGUGAUAUACUUCAUGGAGGAGAUCGAUAAAGAAAUUAGUGAAAUGAAACUGGCGGUGAAUGCUCGCGCCAGAAUCUGCUCCGAGGAGUUCCUCAAGAGGUUCUAGUUCCCACCUGUGUACGCUCAGUAUGACUAAUAUGAUGCAUAAGUAAUAAUAUUUAGUGCUAAUGGUGAUUUAGUGUUAUUUUCCCUAUGACUGAUAAUGUGAUCCUUAUUGGUAGGCAAUAAUCGAUACAGUCUCUAAGGAGUCCUAAUUACCUUACAAAUAUAUCCAUGAACAAUUACUCUAUGUCUAGUACCUAAAGCUUUUAUUAUUGCAUCUUGAAGAAUUUGUUUUUAUCUUUUUUUUUUUAAUUUUAAGCAGUAUUAGUAUGUAAAGUUUGAAAAUUAUGAUAGCUUAAUAUACUUAGAACUUUAAAUU
Messenger RNA from Trichoplusia ni (cabbage looper), 906 nucleotides. It is a transcript of the gene Arpc4, whose product is annotated as actin-related protein 2/3 complex subunit 4. The transcript has a single exon. NCBI's taxonomy places the organism in Eukaryota, Metazoa, Arthropoda, Insecta, Lepidoptera, Noctuidae. Gene Ontology annotation, cellular component: actin cytoskeleton; Arp2/3 protein complex. Bases 85 to 591 code for a protein of 168 amino acids. The record is from RefSeq and is a predicted model, not a curated record. Gene Ontology annotation, molecular function: actin filament binding. Gene Ontology annotation, biological process: actin filament polymerization; Arp2/3 complex-mediated actin nucleation.